Molecule: messenger RNA, 1986 nt
Organism: Cyphellophora attinorum
Lineage: Eukaryota; Fungi; Ascomycota; Eurotiomycetes; Chaetothyriales; Cyphellophoraceae
Exons: 2
Coding region: 1-1986 (661 amino acids)
Source: RefSeq, a predicted model, not a curated record
AUGGCGACUCCAGACUAUUCGAAGGCGAAGUGGGACUACGGAUACAUCCCGGACUAUCAUAGUCUUACGAAAGAAACCUUGGAGCAGCGGUUGAAGGACAAGUUCGGAAACUGGAAUUUUUAUGUGGAGACCCGCAACUCAGGCUUCACACGUCGAGACCAGAACCGCAUGGCUCUCAAUCGGUUCCUGCAUUCCUGUGACCGAGCUAGUCAAUAUCCUGCCAACCUUCUGGAUCCUGGCACGGGCGCGUCUAUACUUGACGAAUAUGUGCGGAGAUUCCGCGAGCGUAUCAAUGAUGAUUUGCGGCUGUUUCAGCCAGAAGUCUACGCAAACAUCGGUGUCCAUCACUACCGCGACGAAAAUGGCCAACGACACUUUCACGAAGAAGAGGUUACUUCAUUGUCGCAACUCAAGCGAGUUCUGUCUGGUGGAACAGCCCAGCCGCCAAAGGACAGCCCAUGUACUCUCGUGUUUGUUGGCGCUGAAAGUUCUCGUCACCCACUGAAAAUCAGCAAGGAUAUGAUGCUCUGGCUCAUGACUUUCUAUCAAGUGUUGCCAGCGUUUCUGGAUUUUCUUUUUGCCUUCGGAGAGAAAGUGCACGAUCUAGACUUCCACUCUGGUGGAUUUCGGGACGACACUCGCGUCGGACCAGGCCUCGCUAGGGAACGACUUGAGGCACUGGGUCGCUCUGGUCGGGAUACACAGUUGUGCUACAAUCUGAAAACCUUCGAAGCGAAGCCAGGCCUCCGAUGGCCAUGGUCCAGUCGACAAGCAGCAAUCUUCCAUUCUUUUGAUGCAGAACACGGUCAAGCAAGCUGGAUUGUCAUCAAAGCCAAUAAUGCUCUCCGCGAUCGCCUGAAGGAGCUCUCGAUCUCCUCGCUGGCUAAGGACCAUGAAACCUACACCAACAUCUCCAAACAGUUUGCAUUCACCUUAGCAUGCCACUUGGUCGUCAUCGAAUGGUGCGGGGAGAACUGGCGCAAAUAUCUGUCUGAUAUCGAGCACCUGAUCUUGCCGUUUCGCCGCCGUGCAGUCGUUGACAAGGUGCCUAAAUUCGUUCCCGAAGAUAUUUCGGGUCAACAGGAAGGACAAAACAUUGCUAUGCUUCCUCAACAGCCGCGCCGAGAUACACUCCGUCAGUUUGCGCUCGGCAGUCGGAAUUCGACCUCGUUGGCUGCUGCUGCGCAGACCAACGCAAUGCCAAGCCCAAAUCCACAGCUGACAGGGCCGGUGCCGAUCGCCGCAACAGACUUGCCACGUGAGCCUCCGAAUCUGCCGCCUGGAUAUGACGCCAAGGUGUCUAGCGGCACCACUACCGAAGAUGAUCAAAGGACAUCACAGAUCCAUGAUCUCCAAGACGCUCAGGCUCUAGAGAAUAAGGUGACCGAAGCGAGGCUGGUGCUCAGCAGCAACAUUAGUGUGUUGAACCAAAUCACGGCUUACUAUCAUGACCUUUCCAGCUGUCCAGAUCUUCCACGAUCUUUACAGUCCAUAAUUCAACGAGAAGUCGGUCGUUUCGUGAGGCGGGUCUCCGCUGUCCAAGGGGAUCUCGAGUUGCAUCUAGCACGGAUUGAAAACAUGUCGAGCCAGAUUGGCAAGUACAAAGACUUUCUCUACAGCAUUGUCGAGUACCAGGCUGUGCAAGCAAACCUCAACUUCGCACACGAAGCCAAACACUCUGCAAAUCGCAUGGAAAGGAUGACGAAGCAGAUGCAGGAGAUGACAACGAGAACUCUUGUGGAGACAGUCUCGAUGCGCAUCAUAACUGUUGUUACUGUGUUCUUCCUGCCAGCAACGUUUGUCUCUACUCUGAUGUCAACAGACAUCGUCCACUAUCAGCCCUCCGACUCUAGCAUAACAUCUGGCAGCUCCUCGGCAGGAGCGGUGAAGCUCUUCGUCUGCCUGUCACUCUGUCUCAUGGCAGGCACUUUUGCAGGUGGGUUUGGAUUCUGGUGGGCUGCAUUAAGCAUUCCAACAACAUUAUGA